This is a messenger RNA of Vicia faba (fava bean), 834 nucleotides long. Lineage: Eukaryota; Viridiplantae; Streptophyta; Magnoliopsida; Fabales; Fabaceae. The record is from the annotation of a GenBank genome assembly.
AUGUUGAAGGUUUUUGAUUUGCAGGGUAUUAGAAGACGUUCUGUUGUUUCUGUUAGAAAGGUUUUGACUAUUUUUAGGAGAUUUGUUGGGGAACGGUUGAAGUUGAGAGAAGGUAGUGGUUCUAUUGGAAAUGAUGAUGUGCUUGAUGCUUUGCUUAAUAUUUCUUUGGAGGAUGGGAAAAUUGAGAUGGAUAAAGAUGAGAUUGAACAUUUGUUGCUGAACAUAUUUGUUGCAGGAACAGACACAAGCACGUACACACUAGAAUGGGCAAUGGCAGAGUUAAUGCACAAUCCAGAAAUCAUGUCAAAAGUACAAAAUGAACUCGAACAAGUUGUUGGCAAAGGUAUUUCAGUCGAAGAAACAGACAUAGCCAAAUUACCAUACAUGCAAGCAGUUAUAAAAGAGACGUUUCGUGUACAUCCACCAGUUCCGUUAUUACUACCUCGCAAAGCAGAAACAGAUGUUGAAAUUGGUGACUACAUUAUUCCAAAAGAUGCACAAGUUUUGGUUAAUGCUUGGGUUAUUGGCAGAGAUCCAAGUAAAUGGGAGAAUCCUAAUGUUUUUGUGCCGGAGAGAUUUUUCAAUAGUGAGAUUGAUUUUAAAGGACAACAUUUUGAGCUUAUUCCAUUUGGGUCUGGUAGAAGAAUUUGUCCUGGUUUGCCUUUGGCUAUUAGAAUGUUGCCUUUGAUGUUGGGAUCUUUGGUUAAUUGCUUUGAUUGGAGACUUGAAGAUGGAUUGAAUGUUGAUGAUUUGAAUAAGGAAGAUGAGUAUGGGAUUACCUUGGAAAAAUCUCAACCUGUGAGAAUUGUUCCAAUCAAAUUGAGUAAGCAAUAA